Molecule: messenger RNA, 2075 nt
Organism: Parnassius mnemosyne (clouded apollo)
Lineage: Eukaryota; Metazoa; Arthropoda; Insecta; Lepidoptera; Papilionidae
Source: the annotation of a GenBank genome assembly
GUCGUACGCUCUUGUUUGCACGCGCGGUCUGUCGUGUUGUUUGUGUAGGUGUACAAAAUAGAGCUAUUAUGCCGAUUAACAACUAGCGUUUGGUAACGUUUUUCUACUAGUACAGUGCUAAGAUAAGUUUCCUAUUCGUUCAUCGUUUGCGAACUAUACAUGACUAGUCUACUGCGAGACAUAGGCCUCUCCCGAGGUGCGCCACCCGGUCUUCGGCUACACGCAUCCAGUUCCUGCGUACCAGUACCUACUACGUACACAAACGUAUUUGUUUAUCUAGACCUAAGAGAUAGUAAUGUUAUCAUUUAGUGACUAUACCUUGGGAAUAUCAUUCGGUUAGUUGAGGUUGAAUGAAGCGCGAGUGAUUUAAGUAAGACGAUUCAUUCUUACAUUUUAUAAUGAAUUUACUGUGGUGCCUUAUUUACAUUUGUCUAAUAGGAGUUGAAGCAUGGAGUGAUAACAAGCGAAGAAAGUUUAGUAAUGAUUUCAAGUUUGGUGUGUCAACAUCUGCAUAUCAAGUGGAGGGAGCCUGGAAUGUUGAUGGAAAAGGUGAAAGCAUCUGGGAUAGAUACUUCCAUGAUAAUCCUAAUGUGAUUACGGAUGGUAGAAAUGGUGAUGAGGCUUGUGAUUCCUACCAUAAGUAUAAAAGAGAUGUUGAAAUGCUGCGAGAACUUGGAGUGGAUUAUUAUAGGUUUUCUAUAUCAUGGCCCAGGGUUCUACCUUCCGGGUUCCCCAACGAACAAAACAAGCUGGGCUUCCAAUACUACGACAACUUGAUCGACGAACUCUUGAAAUACAACAUAAUGCCCAUGGUGACACUCUACCACUUCGAUUUACCUCAGAAGCUGCAAGACUUGGGGGGUUGGGCGAACCCACAUUCCGUCGACUGGUUUGUGGACUACGUAAGGGUCGUAUUUGACAGAUACGCGAGCAAAGUCAAACAUUGGAUAACAAUUAACCAGCCGAAUUCAAUUUGCACGUCUGCUUAUGGUGAAACUGCGAUGACGCCUGAUUUAAAUAAAGGCAUUACAGAGUAUCAAUGUACAAAAAAUAUUCUACUAGCACAUGCCAUGGCUUACAGACUUUACCAGAAGGAAUAUAAAAAUAAAUAUAAAGGAUCCGUUGGUAUAUCAAUGUCACUAAAUUGGGCAGACCCAGUUGAUAAUAGCACGGAGAAUGUAGAGGCGACGGAGGUAUUCCGGGGAUUUAAUAUUGACCUAUUUCUGAAUCCAAUAUGGUCGAAGAACGGUGACUUCCCGUCUAUAGUCAAGAAAAUCGUGGCCGAGAAGAGCAAACAGCAGGGCUUUAGUAAAUCUAGACUCCCCGUGUUAAGUCCCGAGGAAAUCGAACUGCUGAGAGGUUCGGCAGAUUUUCUAGGCGUUAAUCACUACACGACGGACUUGGUGAAAGCCUCUGCCAAAUAUAUCCAUUCGCCGUCGUUCGAAAACGAUGUCGGCGUUGAGAUUGUGCUUGACGAGAAGCGGAAUCAGUCACAGCCCUCGUGGCUUAGAAGCGCUCCAUACGGUCUGUACAAAUUAUGUAUAUAUAUAAACCAAAAUUAUGACUACCCAACUAUAUAUAUAACGGAAAACGGCUGGUCGACUAAGACGGGGCUGUGGGAUCGAAGCCGGGUGGAGAACAUGAGGCUAUAUCUGAACGCGCUACUUCUCGCUAUCGAAGAUGGCACGACUGUUAAAGGAUAUACAGUUUGGAGUCUAAUGGAUAACGUGGAGUGGCAGGCUGGUACAAGUGAACGAUUCGGCCUGUACGAAGUUGAUUUUGAUUCGAGAUAUAAGAAAAGAACGGCGAGGAUGUCAGCUCUCGUGUACAAACGGAUCAUUCAAUCGAGAAUCGUGGAGAAAGACUGGGAACCGAGGAAUUUAUAUAUUAGCUCACAAUACUGAGUCGCGUUGUGAUAUUAAUAUACUUCCCUGUCCAUGAAAAAUACACAAUAGUUAAUAAAACAAUAUAAAUGUUCAUAUAUGACUUACCUAACAGUGAAAUAGUUAGUAUAUUUUCUAUAUUAUUAGCAAAUGAUGAUUAAUUUAUGUUAUAAUAUACACUACUGUUAAUUU